GCGAGAUCGCAUGACGCGACGAGUGCGUCAGACGCCAAGCAAGGUCGGUCAGCACAGACAAGCCGAGGCCACGGAGGCGGCUUGGGAGUCCGACGACGACGAGUUCGGCGACGACGACGAGUCCGACGACGAGUUCGACGACGACGACGAGUCCGACGACGACGACGAACGAGCGCCGUCGAAGCGCCAUGCGGCCAUGACUGACUCGGCGUUCGACGCUCUCGCUUUGCGCUGGUCGCUCGCGGCAACAGCGGCAAGUGGACUAACGCCGAGUCCCGAGCCUACGCAGCCCUAG
This is a messenger RNA of Saprolegnia diclina VS20, 295 nucleotides long. RefSeq lists its product as hypothetical. Bases 11 to 295 code for a protein of 94 amino acids. Lineage: Eukaryota; Oomycota; Saprolegniomycetes; Saprolegniales; Saprolegniaceae. The transcript has 2 exons. The record is from RefSeq and is a predicted model, not a curated record.